GACCCCGAUUCGCUUGGGGUCAACUGCGAAGUGCUGUGGCUUGACCGGGGCUGCGUCUGUUUUCAGCUCCUGAUGGCUGACCCCGUGGGCGGGCUCCAGCAGCCGUGCCCCUGGCAGAAUGCCAACAUUCCCGCGGUGCUGACCGUACGCGGGAACAUCGGAGAUGCCGACCUGCCACACCGCCUCAACGCCAUCUCCACAUGGCUACAACAAAUGGCACAGAAAGGUGACCAGGAAGUGAAGGUAUCCCGGGUGCAGCCAUGGAACAGUGUUCGUGUCACCUUCAACAUCCCGCGCAGCGCGGCGCAGCGCCUGCAGCAGCUGGCAGAGACACGCAACCAGCAGCUGCGCGACCUGGGCAUCCUCGCUGUGCAGGUGGAAGGUCACCAGGAGGUAGUGUUGAACACCCCUCCCCCCAUCAGUAUGACAGGACCCCCCCUGGCACCCGGCCUCCCCUCCACCGCUACCCCCCAGUUCCCUCAGCAGUCCCCCCAGGGGGUCCCCCGCCCUGCCUGGGCCACUUCCCCAGGGGGACAGGUCACUCCAGGUGAAGGUAUGAUACCUGGACAGUUUUCACCUGUAGGGAACAUCCGCCCUCCUACAGCUGCCCAGGUGCCUGCCUUCAGCUUCACUGCACAGCAGAUGGGCCCUCAGAACAGGAUGCCGAUGCCGUCACCAGGUGGGUUUGUACGGCCCCCACAGGACCAGCUGCCCUUCAGACCUGAGCAGGUGCCUUCUAACACAGGAGGGCCCCCAGACCAGGUUGGUUUUCCUCCGACCCCCCAGAACUUCCCCCGAGGUUUCCCCCCUGGUUUUCAUCCUGAUGGUAGCUCCGGUUUCCCGGGAAACCAAGGACCACCCGGCCCCAUGCAGGGACAGAUGCUCCCCUCCAUGCAGGUGCGAGGUGGCGCGACCCGGCUUCCAGUCCACCACCUCCUGCACAAUGCCGGACUGGCCCAAUCUGCCGGCGGGGGAGACCCUAACCUGCAGGGGAGGGAUGUGACCCAGAGCAGCCCACUGCUGGUCAACCUGCUGCAGAAUGACAUCUCAGGGAACGCCAACAUCUCACUAGCAAUAUCACGUACUACACAGUCUCUCAUGCAGCAGGGUGGCAUGCAGGGAAACCUGCAGCAGCAGCUGGCCAUGCUGCAGCAGAGCGGGUUGCUGCCGCAGGGUAACAUGGCCUCCCCGGGCGCCCUGCAAAACAUGCUGCAGCAGGCCGGGAUGUUACAGCAGCAGCAAGAACAGCAGCAACAACAACAACAGCCUCCGCCAAAAAAGCCGGCCAAGCGCCGCGACCGCUCGCGAGCUCGGCAGCGUAACAAGUCCAACCAGCAGGCGGACGCGGCGGGACUCCACACCGUCCCUCCGCUGCCCUCGCCGCAGUCCGCCAUGUCGGGAUCGCCAGCUUUGUCCGCCGGGUCCCCGGCUCUGUCUGCCUCCCCCAACAUGUCUGCCUCGCCGUCCAUGGCAGGGGCAGGGGGGAUGGCAUCUCCCAGUACACAACACUUCCCCAGCGCCCCCUCCCCCUCCAUCCAGCAGGGCUUUCCGAGUACCUCCUCCCCAUCCCUACCCCAGGGGUUCCCUCGGAACUCUUCCCCUGCCGUCCAGAACAACUUCCCCACAACGUCCUCUCCUGCUGUCCCUCCUAACUACCCCUCUACCUCGUCCCCGGCUGUCCCGCCUAACUUCCCCCCUACCUCGUCCCCAGCCGUCCCGCCUAACUUCCCACCAUCCUCUUCUCCGAUGCAGCCAGGGUUCCCCCCGAGCUCGUCACCUGCCAUGCAGCUGCCCACCAGUACAGCCUCCAUGCCUCCGGGCUUUCCCCCUACGUCUGCAUCAGGUGUUCCACCUGGCUUCCCGCCAUCAUCAGGUGCCCAGCCCCACUUCCAACCUCCGUCGUCUGUCGCUAUGCAGCAGCCCGGCUUCCCGGGCAUGCCCGCGCACGCCAACAUGACCCAACAACAUCAGAACUUCCCCAACAACCCCCCACCAUCCUUCCCACAGGCCAUGCCCGGAUCCUCCCCCAUGCACACCCCCUUCUCCAACUCCCCCUCCCCUACCAUGCAGCAGAACUUCCCCCGGACAUCCCCCUCUCAGUCCCAACCCCCCCUCCCCCCAAACUUCCAAGGCCCCUUCCCG
Molecule: messenger RNA, 2142 nt
Organism: Branchiostoma belcheri (Belcher's lancelet)
Lineage: Eukaryota; Metazoa; Chordata; Leptocardii; Amphioxiformes; Branchiostomatidae
Product: extensin-like
Exons: 9
Source: RefSeq, a predicted model, not a curated record